Rubroshorea leprosula is the source of this 1632-nucleotide messenger RNA. The record is from the annotation of a GenBank genome assembly. Lineage: Eukaryota; Viridiplantae; Streptophyta; Magnoliopsida; Malvales; Dipterocarpaceae.
ACAGCAGGAACCAAACCACCAAGCGGCCUUCCUCUACCUCCUAUCUUCCAUUCCAUCUUCUGAAUUUUGGCCUUUUCCUGAGAAUUUUAUGCUUCGCUUCACAACUUUCCAAUAUCCCUCACCCUGCUGAUGCUCCCAUUUAACCCAAAAUUACAAAAGAUACUCAUCAAAAAAUGAACUUGAUGGUGAUAGUUUAGUCCCUUUCAUGUCUGCUCCCUCCUUUUAAAUUACUUCUCCAUUUAGCAUUUAUACUUCUAAUUAUCUCCACCUUCACCGUCCUCCCCUGAAAAAAUAGAGAAAAACAACACUACCCAAAAUAGAAUUCAGAAUGGAUGAUUGUUUGAUUGACUUGUUCGACGACCCAGAUUUUGGAGAAACCAACUUGGCCGGAGACGAUCUGUUUGCUAUUCUGGACAGUUUGGACAACAUCGUUGAUAUUUCUCCGGCUGCAACGCCGAAUGAAACUGCUGUUAUUAGGCGGAAAGAAGUGGAAGAAGGAACUAGAUUGGUGUCCCAGAAGUCCACUUCUUCCUUACAAGAGUUGUCGGAAACGGAGCCAGAAACCACCCCCAAGAGCAAGAGACAGAAGGUAAGUACUACUUCGUCGGAAGAAACAAACCCAGAUGGACAACUGAAGAUGUCACAUAUAACCGUGGAGCGCAACCGGAGAAAGCAGAUGAAUGAGCAUUUGUCCGUGUUGAGGUCGUUGAUGCCUUGCUUCUAUGUCAAAAGGGGAGAUCAAGCAUCUAUUAUCGGCGGCGUGGUGGACUACAUCAAUGAGUUGCAGCAAGUUCUACAAUCAUUGGAAGCUAAGAAACAGAGAAAAGUUUACUGUGAAGUUUUGAGUCCAAGACUUGUUUCGAGUCCAAGAGUUCCGUCGCCGCUCAGUCCUAGAAAACCGCCAUUAAGUCCCCGACUGAACUUGCCGAUCAGUCCACGAACCCCACAACCUGGGAGCCCUUACAGGCCUAGAUUGCAUCAACAAGGCUACCUCUCCCCGACAGCUAUGGGCGGCGGCGCUGCAGUACUUGAGCUGUCACCAACUUCUUCCUCCACCUCCUCCACCUUGGACACGGUCAACGAGCUGGUGGCAAACUCCAAGUCUGCGGUAGCUGAAGUGGAAGUGAAGUUUUCUGGAGCAAAUGUUCUUUUGAAGACGGUGUCUCCUCGGAUUCCGGGUCAGGCUGUGAAAAUUAUUUCUGCUCUUGAAGACCUGUCUCUUGAAAUUUUAAAAAUGAGCAUCAAUACCGUUGAUGAAGCCAUGCUUAACUCCUUCACCAUCAAGAUUGGAAUUGAAUGCCAACUGAGUGCUGAAGAACUCGCCCACCAAAUCCAGCAAACAUUCUGCUAAAACAAGAACAUUACUCGCUCUUAGUGUUAAAGUAAUUGGUCUAACAAAGGAGAAGAGAGGGAACAACAGUAUCAUGCAUAGUAAUUUUAGCAGUUGCAUUAAUUUUUAUUUCAUAUAACAAGUUCUAAUGUAAUUGUAGAUCAGGUCAUGACAUGCAUAUCUAUUGAUAUAUAUAGCUUGUAAUUUAGAAGUUCCUAGGUCUAGUUGCAUGGGUAGGGAUUGUAUUGCUCCCUUCUGUUCCUAUAUAAUUGUUGUUUUUUAAAUGAAUUUAGUCUCAAUUA